AUGCCUGAAUCAAUACCUUUCACUGUAAGUUUGGCACCGGGAGUCUACCUGGUCACAUCCUCGUCGCCACAGCUUUCUGCAAUCAUCGACGGAAUCGUGCACAUCCAUGCCUCUUGCAUCCUGCACGAUGGUACGCUCGCGACAUUCCUCCCGCCCUUGUCCCACGCAGCGCUGUACAGCUGGUGGGAAGAUCGACUGAAAGAAGUCACCGAAGGUGGUCGACAGCUUAUCGUGUGUUUGUCGGAGAUAUCAAAUCGGACGGCAGUGAUUGAACCUCAACUCGAAGUUUCCGGCGUAGUCAGCCUCAACACUCCCUUUUCACAGACAGGGCCAUUUCGGGCGCUCGUCGAGAAACUCUUCGUCUCUCCGCUACACCGUCGCCGGGGUAUCGCACGGCGCGUGAUGGCGCGUCUGGAGACCGUUGCUCUCCGUCUUGACCGUUGGAAUCUCAUGCUCGAUACCACUGUAGGCACGGAGGCGGAGGAAGUGUAUCCUCGCCUAGGAUAUCAGAAGCUCGGUGUGGUCUCGGAGUAUGGGUAUUCGCCUGUUGAUGGGAGGUUGGUGGAUGAAGUGUGGUUCUGGAAGGAUUUACGGCGGAUGAAGGUUUUGCAGGAAUAA
Rhinocladiella mackenziei CBS 650.93 is the source of this 618-nucleotide messenger RNA. RefSeq lists its product as uncharacterized. Gene Ontology annotation, molecular function: acyltransferase activity, transferring groups other than amino-acyl groups. The transcript has 2 exons. The coding region runs from base 1 to 618 and encodes 205 amino acids. The record is from RefSeq and is a predicted model, not a curated record. NCBI's taxonomy places the organism in Eukaryota, Fungi, Ascomycota, Eurotiomycetes, Chaetothyriales, Herpotrichiellaceae.